AUGACUGACGAAGUGGACUUCAUGCGCCGGCAACUAGUGACUAUGGAGUUCGAUUUAGAGGACUUGAGGCGCGGCGUGACUGGUUCACUUCAAGACAUGGUAGCGAGCCCAACGGACGGAAAGUACGGCAGAGUGGUAGAGUGGAACAUUUGGAAGAUGGAGAAGGAAGGAGUGUCCUGGCGGACGGGGACGCUGAAAAGCCCGCCGGUGCCCCUGCUAAAUGCCGUCCAAACCCUGAAGGCUACCUAUCGUCGAAAGGGAAGUAAGGUACACACACAUCGAGACACCAUGCUUUCGAACUGGCCGAUGAUGGAGGAUGAGUACAGGUAUGCUGGUCAGGAGGAGGACGAGCCACAUGUGCUCUACGUGACCCUGAUGUAA
Messenger RNA from Recurvomyces mirabilis, 381 nucleotides. RefSeq lists its product as uncharacterized. The transcript is spliced from 2 exons. Bases 1 to 381 code for a protein of 126 amino acids. The record is from RefSeq and is a predicted model, not a curated record. Lineage: Eukaryota; Fungi; Ascomycota; Dothideomycetes; Mycosphaerellales; Teratosphaeriaceae.